AUGUCGGCGAAAAGUGUUAAAGGAACAGAUGGCAAGAAACCAGCUUCAGCUGCUACAAAUCUUGUUGCUGGAGGAGCAGCGGGAAUGAUGGAGGCCCUCGUAUGCCAUCCCUUAGAUACUAUAAAAGUCCGCAUGCAACUCUCUCGACGAGCUCGCGCUCCCGGCGCCCCCAAACGCGGUUUCAUCACCACAGGUGCCGAGAUCAUCAAGCGCGAAACUCCCCUCGGUCUCUACAAAGGACUUGGUGCCGUUAUAACUGGUAUUGUACCGAAGAUGGCUAUAAGAUUUACAAGUUUCGAGGCAUACAAGAGAUUUUUAGCCGACAAGGAGACGGGAAUUGUAUCUGGAAGAGCUACGUUUUUGGCCGGUCUAGCAGCAGGUGUAACCGAAGCCGUCGCCGUCGUAACACCUAUGGAAGUAAUAAAAAUCCGUCUCCAAGCCCAACACCACAGCAUGGCCGAUCCACUCGACAUUCCCAAAUACCGUAAUGCGGCUCAUGCAUUAUACACCGUUGUAAAAGAGGAAGGAAUCGGCGCGUUAUAUCGAGGAAUAUCACUUACUGCUUUACGGCAAGGUUCCAACCAAGCCGUAAACUUCACAGCCUACACGGAAUUCAAAGAAAUCCUCCAAAAAUGGCAACCACAAUACGCAGACUCCCCCAUCCCCUCCUAUCAAACCACCAUCAUCGGUCUCGUAUCCGGCGCCAUGGGUCCCCUCUCCAACGCACCCAUCGACACCAUCAAGACACGUUUACAGAAGACACCAGGCGUGCCCGGAGAAACGGCUUUGAGUAGGAUAAAAUCGAUUGCGGGGGAUAUGUUCCGACAGGAAGGAUUUCAUGCAUUUUACAAGGGGAUUACGCCGCGGAUUAUGCGGGUUGCGCCUGGUCAGGCGGUUACGUUUACCGUUUAUGAGUUUUUGAAGGAGAAGUUGGAAAAUAGUGAUAUGCCGAUGUUUGGAGGGAAGUAUGAGGAGUGA
Sclerotinia sclerotiorum 1980 UF-70 is the source of this 978-nucleotide messenger RNA. RefSeq lists its product as hypothetical. The record is from RefSeq and is a predicted model, not a curated record. The transcript is spliced from 5 exons. NCBI's taxonomy places the organism in Eukaryota, Fungi, Ascomycota, Leotiomycetes, Helotiales, Sclerotiniaceae. Gene Ontology annotation, biological process: succinate transport; fumarate transport; transmembrane transport. The coding region runs from base 1 to 978 and encodes 325 amino acids.